Trichophyton benhamiae CBS 112371 is the source of this 300-nucleotide messenger RNA. RefSeq lists its product as uncharacterized. The record is from RefSeq and is a predicted model, not a curated record. The transcript has a single exon. The annotation marks the transcript as partial. NCBI's taxonomy places the organism in Eukaryota, Fungi, Ascomycota, Eurotiomycetes, Onygenales, Arthrodermataceae.
AAGCUCAUCUACGAUGAGAUAGAUCUGGUCUUUCGGGAUACUGGUGGGCCCAAAUACUACAUCAACCAUUUAAAUGGCAAACUUCUUCCCAGAUUAUUAGCCUUCUAUACAUUCAAACCCGGCGUCCCUGUCGGCCAUGACGAGUAUGAACCCAAUAUACUCGCUAAACAUUACAGAUGCUUUGGCCCGUUCCCAGUUUUCCAUGAAGAGAUCGCUGCUGAACCAAGGCUAGCUAUUCUGAUGUGGAUUAUGAAUAUACCCCUAUCUGACUACUCUGCGAGGGAUCUGCCAGGAGGAUAA